AUGCGCCUGCACCGCUGUGAGGGCUGCCUCGCGGCCUGCGGGCCGGAGCGGCGCGCGACGCCGCAUUACGACCUCCCGCUCACACUUUCCAAGUCCAGCCAACUGAGACGUGCCCGCCGCUCGCCUUACAAAGUGCAGGCGUCGAAGGCCGUCCGACCAGUCAUGGCUGAACCCUCGCCCCCCACACCGCCCGAUAACAAUGCGCCACCGAUGCCGUGGUUCGGCAUGGACAUUGGGGGCACCCUCACUAAGCUGGUCUACUUCGAGCCUAGGGAGACCAACCGACGGGAGUUGGACAAGGAGACGGAGGUGCUGAAGAACAUCAGGCGCUACCUCACCAGGAACUCGGCCUAUGGGAAGACAGGCAGGAGGGAUGUCCAUCUACAGAUGGAGAACGUGACGAUACGCGGCAGGCGCGGCUCGCUGCACUUCAUCAGGUUCCCCACCAGUGAGGUUGGCGCCUUCCUGCAGCUGGCCAAGAUGGAGAACGUGACGAUACGCGGCAGGCGCGGCUCGCUGCACUUCAUCAGGUUCCCCACCAGCGAGGUUGGCGCCUUCCUGCAGCUGGCGCGCUCGAAAGGCAUGGCCGACCUGGUGAACACCAUAUACGCCACCGGCGGCGGUGCCUACAAGUUCGAGGAGGACUUCAAGAAGGAGGUAAACAUGAGGCUCUCGAAGCUGGACGAGCUGGACGCCCUGAUCGCCGGGGUGCUUUUCGUGGACUCGAUGAACGCCCAGGAGUGCUACUACUGGGCGCCGCCAAACGAGCAGCCGGUACACCAGCACCAGACCGACACGCCACCGUACUCCGCCGAGGCGCUUAGCGCCUACGUGCGGAAGCCCUACGACUUCUCCUCGCCGUACCCCUUCCUGCUGGUGAACGUCGGCAGCGGGGUCUCGAUGCUGGUGGUGAACGGCCCCUGCGACUAUUACAGGGUCAGCGGCACCAGCCUCGGCGGCGGCACCUUCCUCGGGCUGUGCUGCCUCCUCACCGGCUGCAGCAGCUUCGAGGAGGCGAUAGCCCUGGCCGCCUCCGGCGACAACACCACCGUGGACAAGCUCGUGCGCGACAUAUACGGCGGGGACUACGCGCGCUUCGGGCUGCCCGGCGACCUGGUCGCGAGCAGCUUCGGGCAGAUGUGCGCGGCCGAGCGGCGCGCGAAGGUCUCCCGCGAGGACCUGGCCCGGGCGACGCUCGUCACCAUCACCAACAACAUCGGCUCCAUCGCCCGCCUCUGCGCCGUCAACGAGAGCAUCGAGCGGGUGGUGUUCUGCGGCAACUUCCUGAGGGUAAACCCGCUCUCCAUGAAGCUGUUGUCGUACGCGAUGAGCUACUGGUCGAGGGGCGCUCUGAAGGCGCUCUUCUUGGAGCACGAGGGGUACUUCGGCGCCGUCGGCUGCCUGCUGCACCUGGACGGCAGCCGGCGGCGGGAGAACGUGUCGCGGCACAGCUCGCCCGCCGCCGCCGCCGCCGAGGCCGGCCACGCGGACAGG
This is a messenger RNA of Iphiclides podalirius (scarce swallowtail), 1494 nucleotides long. Lineage: Eukaryota; Metazoa; Arthropoda; Insecta; Lepidoptera; Papilionidae. The record is from the annotation of a GenBank genome assembly.